Messenger RNA from Drosophila sechellia, 2500 nucleotides. RefSeq names its product Branched chain amino acid transaminase (gene Bcat). Gene Ontology annotation, molecular function: branched-chain-amino-acid:2-oxoglutarate transaminase activity. NCBI's taxonomy places the organism in Eukaryota, Metazoa, Arthropoda, Insecta, Diptera, Drosophilidae. Gene Ontology annotation, biological process: L-leucine biosynthetic process; L-valine biosynthetic process. Bases 356 to 1687 code for a protein of 443 amino acids. The transcript has 6 exons. Gene Ontology annotation, cellular component: mitochondrion. The record is from RefSeq and is a predicted model, not a curated record.
CUCAUUUCUUGCAGAGACUGCCGUGAAGAUCGAACUGAGAAAGAAAAAACUGAAGCAGAAGGGCUGUAGAAAAAAAGAAAGUAAAUCCAUACACCGAAAUAAAACACAACUUCGUGCUUUAACAAUUUUUUUUUACUGUGCAAAGUGCAGCAGUUCCUUGCUCAUUAAACUAGAACCAAGAAACACAAUAUUUAACGCGUCAGUUCGCGUAAGUGCGGCAAAGUGCGAGUGCAAGAGACGCUAAAAGAGCGAUACAAAAAAAAAAACAGGAAUUUCGUAGAGCAGCAAAGCGAGUCCAAAUCCAAAAGUCUCUGACAGUAACGAGACAGAAGGUUCCACUGCCAAAUCCAACAAGAUGACGACCAAAAUGGCAAUUAACGCAAAGGAUAUUUUCCGCAACCAGCACCGCCUGAUCCGCUUCCUCGAGCAGUCGAACCGGUUGUGCAGCAACCAGUCUCUGAAAGCCGCCCAAGCGGCACAGCUGCAACAAAAGUCGUCGGCGGACUUCGAGAUCACCGCCUCGCUGGACGCCCAAUACACCAGUGCCCCGGAGCCCAUUAAGCAUGACAAGAAUCUGGGUCACCAGUUCCGUGCCUCACAGAUCUCCGUGCGACUGGCCGCACCGGAGCAACUGCAGCCCAAGCCGGACAACGAUGAGGAACUGGGCUUCGGCCGCCUAUUCACCGAUCACAUGCUCAAAAUCUACUACCACAAGAGUCUGGGCGGAUGGCAGCGACCGGAGAUUACGCCGCUGGAGAAUCUAGUGAUGCACCCCGCCGCCAAGGUCCUGCACUACGCCGUUGAGCUCUUCGAGGGCAUGAAGGCGUACCGCGGUGUCGAUGGCAAGAUCCGCAUCUUCCGGCCGGACAUGAACAUGAACCGCAUGAACCUGGCCGCCCAGCGAUCCGGUCUGCCCACCUUCGAGGCCAAGGAGUUCGUCCAGUGCCUGUCCCGCCUGCUGUCCAUCGAUUCCGAGUGGGUUCCCCACACGGACACCGCCAGCUUGUACAUCCGCCCCACACUGAUCGGCAUUGAUCCCACACUGGGAGUUGCUUCCUCCGACUCGGCCCUGCUCUACACGAUCCUCAGCCCCGUGGGCAGUUACUUCAAGACGGGCUCCUCCGGUGCCGUCUCCCUGCUGGCCGAUCCCAGUUAUGUUCGUGCCUGGCCAGGCGGCGUGGGCAAUCGCAAGAUGGGCUCCAACUACGCACCCACGAUCAAUGUGCAGAAGGAGGCGGCCGCCAAGGGACUGCAGCAGGUGCUGUGGCUCUACGGCGAGGAUCACCAGCUAACCGAAGUGGGCACCAUGAACAUCUUCAUGUUCUACGUGAACGAUCAAGGAGAACAAGAACUGGUUACCCCACCGCUGAGCGGCCUAAUCCUGCCCGGAAUCACCCGCGACUCCAUCCUGCGCAUGACCCGCCAAUGGGGCAAGUUCAAGGUUAGCGAGGCGACCAUCACCAUGCCCAUGGUCUGCGAGCUGCUCAACCAGGGAAGGCUGCUGGAGCUCUUUGGAGCGGGAACAGCGUGCGUGGUUAGCCCCGUGAACAGGAUCAGCUACCUCGGCCAGGAUCUGUAUAUACCCACCAUGGAGCAGGAGAAGCCCGUCCACGAGCUGAUCCGCGAGACGCUCACCGACAUUCAGUACGGUCGAGUGGAUCAUCCGUGGUCGGUGGUGAUCGACUAAGUCGCUCCCAGCCAGAAAGCAUUCACUCCCAGAGCUGUUACCCUAUCCCUUCCCCGUUCCCGUUUCCUUACCGCAUCCCUUCCCCGUACCGUGUAUUAGUAGGAUUUAGUGCCAAGUGUUUUGUGGGUCGGCAAUGUGCUCGAAUUUGUUUCGUUUAUUGUGCAUUUGUCUAUAUGCUAGCAUAUACGGAUAUAUACAAUAUAUAUAUAUUAUAUAAUAUAGUAGGAUAUAAGUCGAGGGCCGAUUCGUUAAGUUGCAUUUAAAUGUAUAUUUAUUUAUUUAUGUCAGGAAUUCGAAUUGUACAUAAUUCCAACUGGUUCAAUGUUAUUUAUAGUUUCCCUAAUUAUUUUCAUAUUUUUAGUUGUGCGUGUUUAUAUAUACAAAUAUUUUUUUUUACUUUAUCUGAAGCUAUGAAUCGUCUUUUUGCGCUUUUACUUCCAAGCAGCAUCGAAAGCAAGGUAAAAUUACCAACUACAAAUUUUAGGACUAGGAUAAAGAGAUCGAGAAUUCCCCCAUCCAAGUGGCGGGAAUUAGUUGAAAACGUACCGGAGGCGAAAUGCAUUUAUUAGUGAGUAAGUGAUCGAAGCGUUCUUGGAGGUAAAAGCGGCACGAGAGGCACGAGGGCAGCAGCCAGCCAGCUGCGCCGAGCUGAGCUGUGACUAAAGCUAAUCUGAACCUGAACCCGUUAGUAGAACCUAGGCCUAGGCUGUAGAUCCUAACCCGAAUCAAGCUGUAUACUAAAUCUGUAACAUCUAGUUGAUAAGCGAACCAAGCGAUGAAUAAACGAUGACAAAAAUCAAGAACUUAUGCUAA